AUGGCUUUGAAUAAGAUUCUGUAUGCCCAGGAAAACCAACAGUUUGAUGUGCUGGUCUAUCAGUGGAUGAGCCAGGUCAUCGAGAAGUAUGCAGAAGUGGUGACUACGCAGCAUUUCCUGGGGAUGACCUAUGAGACCUGGCCCAUGUACUACCUGAAGAUCAACAAACCAUCCAACAGUCCCAAGAAGAUCAUUUGGAUGGAUGGAAUUCAUGCCAGAGAAUGGAUUGUCCCUGCUUUUUGCCAAUGGUUUGUGAAAGAAGUAAGUCAGAACUAUGAUAAAGACAACACAAGGAUAAGCAUGUUCCUUAAGGGGCUGGACUUCCAUGUGCUUCCAGCUUGGGCAAUGGUAUGGACGCUGUGCUCGGAUCCUCUCUGGAGGAAGACCCGCUCAUCCCAUAAUAAUGGCACAUGCUUCAGAACAGAUCUCAGUCAAAAUGUCAAUGUCUCCUUGUGUAGUAAGUCCUGCUCACACAUCACAAACUGCCAAGAUUUAAUGUCCUGUGGAAUAGAACCAGUGUCAGAACCAGAGACUAAAACAGUCUGCAGCAUUAUAGGAAGCAAGGAAAAAGACAUCCUGUGAUUCCUGACCAUGCACUCUUAUGGGCGGCUCACUCUCACACCAUAUGGCUACACCAAAAAUAAACCAAGUAACUACGAAGAACUAAUUCAAGUUGGACAGAAGGGCAAUGCAUUGAAAGCAAAGCAUGGAACCAAUUAUAGAGUUGGAUCGAGUGCAGAUAUUUUAUAUGCUGUGUCAGGAUCCUCAAAAGACUGGGCUCCAGAUCUGGGGAUCUCCUUCGCAUACAGAUUUGAGCUGAGGGACAAUGGUACCUGGGGUUUCCUUCUGCCUGAAGCUCUCAGUCAGCCCACAUGUGAGGAGACCAUGGAAGCAAUACUCUCAGUCCUUGAUGGUGUGUACAAGAAUGACUAACUCACCAACAGUGCCAGGGAGGGGACAGCCACGAUCUUGGCACUGACCUGA
Cricetulus griseus (Chinese hamster) is the source of this 984-nucleotide messenger RNA. NCBI's taxonomy places the organism in Eukaryota, Metazoa, Chordata, Mammalia, Rodentia, Cricetidae. The record is from RefSeq and is a predicted model, not a curated record.